Messenger RNA from Mizuhopecten yessoensis (Yesso scallop), 1098 nucleotides. RefSeq names its product proprotein convertase subtilisin/kexin type 6-like. Gene Ontology annotation, biological process: protein processing. Gene Ontology annotation, molecular function: serine-type endopeptidase activity. The transcript has 5 exons. The record is from RefSeq and is a predicted model, not a curated record. The coding region runs from base 95 to 853 and encodes 252 amino acids. NCBI's taxonomy places the organism in Eukaryota, Metazoa, Mollusca, Bivalvia, Pectinida, Pectinidae. Gene Ontology annotation, cellular component: Golgi membrane; trans-Golgi network.
CCUGACAUAUCGAGAUAUUCAACAUCUACUCGUUUCAACAUCACAACAACAUUCUUUGCUGGGACGAGUAUGGAACCGAAAUGGCGCUGGAUUCAUGUUCAACGAUUUAUAUGGAUUCGGGCUUCUGGAUGCCGACUCCUUAACUGAGAAGGCAAGGUCAUGGAACCUUGUACCAUUUCAACACAUAUGCAAAUCAGACAAAAUGGUAGUUAAUAGGUCUACAAACAAAUCGGUGACAAGUUCAAUUAAAUCGAACAGUUGCAGUGCAACAGAAUACGACGAAGUUAACUUUCUAGAACAUGUCGAAAUAGAAGUGGCCUUUUCGGCCACAAAACAUGGAGCCGUAGAAAUGGAUCUUACAUCUCCCUCUGGAACGACCAGCCACAUGCUUACACUGAGACAGCACGAUACACACAGUGGAGACAAAACAUGGCGUUUUAUGUCCGUUCACUUUUGGGGUGAAAAUCCUAAAGGACAAUGGACUAUGAAAAUGUCAACACCUGUUUAUUCGGAAUCCGGAAAACUGUACAACUGGCAGUUGAUUUUGUAUGGAACAAAAUAUAAUCCUGCUUUUGGAAGGCAACAUGAAGAUAAACAGAGAAUAGAAGUCGCUACGAGUACAACGGGAAGAAGAUCUAGAAAAUCUGACACAACGAAAGAGAAGAAUGGCAUUUGUCAGAAUACAGCACUUUGUGUAAUAGUUAUCAUUGUAGUUAUAUUGUUUGGAUCCAUCGUAAUUUUUGCAAUACGAUACUUAAUAAUAAAACAAAAGAACAUAAAUAAGGUUAAGCAGGAAACAAAACUUGAGCAUUCCAAGCAAACAAACAUCUCAGAAGAAUGCAUCAGAUUCUAGUUCAAAGAUGCAAAGAAAAUUGGUUUAGAAAAGAAUAACAUGUGUUUCAUAAUAAAAGCAAAAAUUCUGACUCAUACUUGCACUAGUGAUAAAAAUCUCAAUCUAACUUUGAAUAUUUUCUAGUAAGAAAAGUACAUGAUUUUAUAUGUAACAUUUCAUUUGUUUAAGAAUUCCCAGCAUGGGAUUGGGGAUUAAAGGAUAAUUACCAUAUAUAUAUAUAUGGGUCCGUCGAUUUACUUACCCAA